GCACCAUUUUUGCAAGUUUUUAUAAAUUGAGGGCUAUUUUAAGAGAGAGGUGUUGUGGGAUCAGGUAUUCCAAAGAAUGAGGAACCAAACUGAAUUAGCAAGAGAAACAAGGAGUUCUGUGUCUCUCCUGGUUUCGUUUCUUGGGUGGAUGUUAAGGGUUAAUCAAAGUAUAAUCCAUACUUUGAAAGAUCCAAGCUUGAGGAAAGUGGUAAUUAACUUUCUUAGAUUGUUCAAUGAGUCUUGGCUAAGAAAGUUAAUUACCUAUCUUUGAUUGUUGUGGGGGCUGCUUAUGCUUAUGAGUAUUUACCCUCACAUUCACGGCAAAAGUUCGGUUUAUUGCCCACCAUUUUGUUAAAAGAAAGAAAAGGAAAAUAAAUAAAUAAAAAAGAUUGUUGAAAGAAAGAUGCCAAGAGGGGUGGUUGUGGUUGUACGAGGGGUGAGGCAAAAUGACGGUAACAUCACCAACUUUGUGUUGGCGAAUUGUAUGAUUGCUUCCUUGGGUGGCCUCAUCUUUGGUUAUGACUCAGGAGGGGUGCUUUCAAGGGAACUGUUCCUGAAGAAGUUUCUUCCGUCUGCAUUACUGAAACACGACGAUGAAAGGGAUCAUGAAAACAUGUACUGCAAAUCAGAAGAUCGCCAGCCAAUGGUAAUGUUUACCUCCUCUCUUUACCUUGCAGCAUUGGUAGCCUCCUUGGUUGCUUCUACAAUAACCAGGGCCUGUGGUCGAAACAUGUCCAUGCGCAUUGCCAGUUUUAUGUACUUGAUCGGAGCCAUCCUAACCGCUGCUGCAUUGAACAUACCCACGCUGAUCUUAGGCCGUAUAUUGAUCGGUACAGGCAUUGGUUUUGCCAUUCAGUCUAGCCUAAUCUAUUUGUCAGAAAUGGCACCGGCAUAUAUCAGAGGAGCUCUCAACUUCGGGUUCCAAAUGAAUGUGACGAUUGGGAUAUUGCUGGGAAAUUUUGUCAACUAUGGCACUGGCCAAAUAAAGGGUGGAUGGGGAUGGAGACUCUCUUUAACUCUAGCAGUUAUCCCAGCAGUCAUGCUUGUUGUUGGGUCACUCUUCCUACCAGACACUCCCAAUUCUAUGCUUGACAGAGGCCAACCAGCUGACAAGGUAAAGAAGAUGUUACAGAAUAUUCGGGGCACGAAAAAUGUGGAGGAGGAGUUCCAAGGCCUUGUUUAUGCAUCCGAGGCUGCAAAAAAAGUAGAUUCUCCAUGGAAACAGCUCCUGCUGCAUCCCAGAUAUAGGCCUCACCUUGUCAUGUGCGUCCUGGUUCCAGUUUUCCAGCAACUCACUGGCAUUAAUGCCAUCACAUUCUAUGCACCAGUCCUCUACAAGGCUUUAGGCUUCGGCCGCCAGGCUUCGCUUGUGUCGUCAGCUGUAACCGGCGUUGUCAAUGUGGUUGCUACUUGUGUUUCUGUGGCGGGGGUGGACACUUUUGGGAGGAGGCCUCUGUUCCUACAAGGCGGUGUUCAAAUGUUUGUAUGUCAGGUGGCGGUGGCAACCAUGGUAGCAAUAAAGUUCGGAGUGUCUGGCCAAGGGAACUUGACGCAAAGCGAGGCUGAUUUUCUGCUGAUCUUAAUUUGCUUCUAUGUAGCAGCAUUUGCAUGGUCUUGGGGGCCAUUGGGAUGGUUAAUACCAAGUGAGAUGUGUCCAUUGGAGGUGAGAUCAGCAGGGCAAGCCCUGAAUGUGUCUAUAAACAUGUUGUGCACAUUUGGGAUUGCUCAGUCUUCCCUCGCUAUGUUUUGCCACCUCAAGUUUGGGCUCUUCUUUCUUUUCGCCGGAUUUGUGGCGCUCAUGACCAUCUUCAUAUACUACUUCCUGCCUGAGACCAAGAACGUUCGGAUCGAAGACAUGGACAGUGUGUUCAGGGAACACUGGUUCUGGGGGAGGUAUAUCCCAGAUGAGGUUCAUGAACUUGACAUGCGUUAUUGAGAAUGUCCAAUCUCCAUCAUCCAUCACCAUGAUUGAGAUUGAUCAAAAUAUGCAGGCCAGGCCUAACCAAGGG
Messenger RNA from Prunus persica (peach), 2009 nucleotides. Its product is annotated as sugar transport protein 11. Bases 404 to 1936 code for a protein of 510 amino acids. Gene Ontology annotation, cellular component: membrane. The transcript has 2 exons. Gene Ontology annotation, molecular function: monosaccharide transmembrane transporter activity. Gene Ontology annotation, biological process: monosaccharide transmembrane transport. NCBI's taxonomy places the organism in Eukaryota, Viridiplantae, Streptophyta, Magnoliopsida, Rosales, Rosaceae. The record is from RefSeq and is a predicted model, not a curated record.